UGAUGUCUGUACGCUCGUACUGACGAUAAGAAGAAGAAGGGACAGAACAUUUUCCAUAUCUGUAAAAAUCAUCGUCUGCCCUGAUAAGAAGGGGCUACGUUAUCGGCAGUACGUCCCUGGCAACAAUCCACUCAUCCCCGUCUGCCCGUAAGCGCGAGAGAGAAAGAAAAAGAGCCAGCAGCCGCAGACUAGCAGCAACACAGUUACCGCGCGCUCAACUCGACGUCACACACACACAUAGCUUAUCCAGAGUCGUGGACUCGCCGUGGUGUAGCUACCGAAGGGCUGCAGUUGCUGCUGCUUCCAAGAUGAAGGAGGAGAAAGUUGAUUACGAUCCAGAUGCACUAAGUACAACACAAACCAGUGCGCUAUCGCUAACCAAUCCACCUGCACUUCAUCUUGGUCCACUGUUAACACCUGGAGCUAAUGAUACUAUCUCCAUAGUUAUACCACUGUCUGCACAACUAGCGUCACUUUCAAGAAACGCUGCCUUUCAACAACAGAUGAUGGUUAACUGCAAACAAGAAAACGUAGAUAUCACAGAGAAAAAGCCUGAUAUACCCAAGAAACCGAAACCUACUCCAGUUAGAAUAAAAGAAGAUAAAACUAAAGGUUGUCCUUAUCCGAACUGCAGUAGAUACGGUCGAGCGUUUUCACGGGCACAUGAUCUAAAACGACACAUAGCACGACACGAGGCUCGUGAGAAUAAAACGCCUGAAGUUCAACCGCCGACACAACAGCAUCAUCACCAUCAUCAUCAUCAUCAUCAUCAGCCCCCGCCACAACAACAUCAUCAUCAUCAACAGCUGGUGUGGCCAUGUCUCGUGUGCAGUGCACAUUUUUUCAGUGAGGCCAUGCUACAGAAACACAGGCUCAUCCAUGAGAAUGCCGACACUUCGAUAUCGUCCACCAGUGGACCGCCCUAUACUUGCAAUUUUUGCAAGAGAACUUUCCCUGAGGAGGGAUUACUCAAUGCACACUUGCCAUCCCAUAUUAAGUCUGAGCCACUAUUGGCAGCAUUUCAACAACCCCCAACGUCAGCCGCAGCAGCAGCAGCGACGGCACAGCGGCUUUUAUUACCCAAUGGGCCACCGCCUCCACUAGCAACACCGUCAAUGGUCUCAGCAUCGUCUAUUGCCACCGGAGAUGACGAUUAUCGCCUUGAAGACAUGUUGCUUAUUCGUAAAGGACCAGGCAAAAGUUUGGCCUCGACAUCAUCAGCAUCGAAUUCAUCGUCGUCGCCCGGUAAAAUCAGAUGCGAAUACUGCAGCAAAACAUUUAAGACUAAAUGGACUCUGAGUUCACAUGUUGCUGCUCAUGAAGGACGUUUUCAGUAUCAAUGCUGCAUCUGCAGCAAACGCUUCGUUAGAAAAAGUCAUUACGAAAGCCAUGUCAGGUCGCAUGAUGCGGCUAGACCCUACGUCUGUGAACAUUGUGGUAAAACUUUUAAAGAAAGUAAGCACAGAAGAGAGCAUUUGAAGAGGAAGCAUCCGACGAAUCGAACCGCUAUACAGUCAUUGUUGGAUAGCAUAAGUGCUUGUGUCAAUGAGGAUGCCGCCGCCGCUGCAGCUGAACAGGCUAAACUCACUAUACUUAUGCCUAUGAACUUCAGCACUUAAACACAAGGUUCUUAAAUUUAAGAGUUUUUUUACUGCAAAAGAGGUAUUUACGUAACCAAAGCGCCAAAGAUCAUGAUGGGAGCCAUCGCCAAGAGCUUCAACAGAAUUGAGAAUAGUUUGGAAACGAAUGCCUCAACGUAACACUGAAUAAUGUAUUGUUAAGCAUAAGAGAAAUCUCAUUCUAUCACGAACCAUGUUGGAAAAUGAAUGUACUUAAGACGAAAAGGAAUUACUUUUCGUACAGCAAAUUGAGGGUGAUCAGAAGAAAGCGAUCACGUACAAAUGUAAUACAUCACGUACAAACAAAUUAUUUUGCGUACAGUGAACUUCAUUGUUUGAUAAAUGUAUAUGUCAUUUGAAACGAACUAUAAGAACAUGUCAAUAAAAGAUGUUUA
Phymastichus coffea is the source of this 2014-nucleotide messenger RNA. Its product is annotated as zinc finger protein 726-like. Gene Ontology annotation, biological process: regulation of transcription by RNA polymerase II. Bases 309 to 1619 code for a protein of 436 amino acids. Gene Ontology annotation, cellular component: chromosome. The record is from RefSeq and is a predicted model, not a curated record. The transcript has 7 exons. Lineage: Eukaryota; Metazoa; Arthropoda; Insecta; Hymenoptera; Eulophidae. Gene Ontology annotation, molecular function: chromatin insulator sequence binding.